Molecule: messenger RNA, 753 nt
Organism: Triticum aestivum (bread wheat)
Lineage: Eukaryota; Viridiplantae; Streptophyta; Magnoliopsida; Poales; Poaceae
Product: ent-kaurenoic acid oxidase 1-like
Exons: 4
Coding region: 1-753 (250 amino acids)
Biological process (GO): brassinosteroid homeostasis; multicellular organism development; sterol metabolic process
Molecular function (GO): oxidoreductase activity, acting on paired donors, with incorporation or reduction of molecular oxygen; heme binding; iron ion binding
Source: RefSeq, a predicted model, not a curated record
AUGGAGUGCCGUCGGAAGCUCAACGCGGUCUUCAGGCAGGAGCUGGAGGCGAGGAAGAAGGUGGGCAAGGAGUGCGACGAUCUGAUGAGCGGGCUGAUGCACAUGAAGGACGAGCAGGGGAAGAAGCUGGGCGACGAGGAGGUGGUGGACAACAUCGUCUCCCUCGUCAUCGCCGGCUACGAGUCCACUGCCAGCGCCAUCAUGUGGGCUACCUACCACCUCGCGAAAUCCCCCGCCGCCCUCGCGAAGCUCCGAGAGGAGAACAUGGCGCUGAGCGAGAGCAAAGCCGGCUCACCGUUGAUGAUCACCCACGACGACCUCCCGAAGAUGAAGUACACGGCGAAGAUGGAGGAGGAGACGAUCCGGAUGGCCAAUAUCGCGCCAAUGGUGCACCGCGUGGCCAACAAGGACGUGGAGUACGGCGGGUACAUGAUUCAGGCAGGGUGGUCGGUGCUGGUGUGGGUGAGGUCGCUGCACACCGACCCCAGCUUCUACCGGGAUCCCCUCACCUUCAACCCCGAUAGAUGGGAUGAGCCGGCAAAGCCAGGGACGUACCAGGUGUUAGGUGGCGGCUACAGGAUCUGUGCCGGCAACAUGCUCGCUAGGCUGCAGCUUACCAUCAUGUUGCAUCACCUCUCCAUUGGAUACGAAUGGGAGCUGUCGAAUCCGAAUGCGGAGAUCGGUUACCUUCCACACCCAAGGCCGAUGGACGGUGCAACCAUGGCCUUCCGUAAGCUCAAGACCAGCGCAUGA